AUGUCGGUUCUUGCAGGCAUGGCGCUGGUUUCUCAGGCUGGUUCAUCAUACUGUAUACCUACGGAGAUAAGCCACUGCAAAACUGCACAAAAUAUGGUUAUUGGUAUGGCUGGUAGCAUUGAUGCAUCUAAGCUAAAGGAAACACCUUCCAGAUUCUCGUCAUUAUCGUGUAAUUCUAGCAAGACACCUCAGAUUCUGAGUUCAGAGAGUUCGUCAGUAGGAACAAAAAGAGGGCAUCGAGUUGUCGUUGCUGCAAGCCCUCCUACAGAAGAUACUGUCAUUGCCGCAGAACCACUAACAAAAGAGGAUCUUAUUGGAUAUCUUGCCUCUGGUUGCAAGCCUAAGGAAAAUUGGAGUGCUUUGGUAAAGAAGAGUUUUUUGCUCCUUGCCCUGGGUAACAAACUUGUUUAUAUUCCAUUUCAUUUUGUUUUGGUUGAUACUCGAAUAGGAACAGAACACGAGAAGUUUGGUUUUGAGAUUGGAACUUCACGUCCUAUGAAAUACGAACAAAUUGCAGAGUUGCUUCAUGGUAUUGCUGAGAGAUUUGACUGGGACAAAAUUAUGGAAGGUGACAACAUCAUAGGACUUAAACAGGGGAAGCAAAGUAUAUCAUUAGAGCCUGGUGGUCAGUUUGAGCUCAGUGGUGCACCUCUUGAAACUUUGCAUCAAACGUGUGCUGAGGUCAAUUCACACCUUUAUCAGGUGAAAGCAGUUGCGGAAGAAAUGGGAAUUGGAUUCUUAGGAAUUGGCUUCCAGCCCAAAUGGGGACUUAAAGACAUACCUGUUAUGCCCAAGGGAAGAUAUGAUAUCAUGAGGAAUUACAUGCCCAAAGUUGGAUCACUAGGACUUGAUAUGAUGUUUAGGACUUGCACUGUUCAGGUUAACCUGGACUUCAGUUCUGAAGCUGACAUGAUAAGAAAAUUUCGUGCUGGCCUUGCUUUGCAGCCGAUAGCAACAGCUCUAUUUGCAAACUCACCUUUCACUGAAGGAAAACCAAAUGGCUACCUCAGCAUGAGAAGCCAUAUCUGGACUGAUACUGACAACAACCGUGCUGGCAUGCUCCCGUUUGUUUUUGAUGACACCUUUGGGUUUGAGCAGUACGUUGAUUAUGCUCUUGACGUUCCAAUGUAUUUUGUUUACCGGAAAAAGAAGUAUAUUGACUGUACUGGAAUGUCAUUCCGGGACUUUUUGGCAGGAAAACUUCCUUGCAUUCCUGGUGAAUUGCCAAAUCUUAAUGACUGGGAAAACCAUUUGACAACAAUAUUUCCUGAGGUCAGGUUGAAGAGAUACUUAGAGAUGAGGGGUGCUGAUGGAGGGCCUUGGAGGAGGUUAUGUGCGUUACCAGCAUUUUGGGUAGGGCUGUUAUAUGAUGAAGACUCGCUUCAAAGUGUUCUAGACAUGACAGCUGACUGGACUCCUGAAGAAAGACAAAUGUUAAGGAAUAAGGUUCCUAAGACAGGUCUAAAGACACCAUUUCGGGAUGGACUGUUGAGACAUGUUGCAGAAGAAGUUCUAAAGCUGGCUAAGGAUGGCUUAGAAAGAAGAGGCUUUAAGGAAGUUGGUUUCUUGAAUGCAGUGGCUGAGGUGGUUAGCACAGGCGUAACACCAGCAGAGAAGCUUUUGGAACUUUAUCAUGGAAAGUGGGGGCAGUCUAUAGACCCUGUUUUUGAAGAGCUACUUUACUAG
Messenger RNA from Dovyalis caffra, 1686 nucleotides. The record is from the annotation of a GenBank genome assembly. Lineage: Eukaryota; Viridiplantae; Streptophyta; Magnoliopsida; Malpighiales; Salicaceae.